Linderina pennispora is the source of this 1439-nucleotide messenger RNA. RefSeq names its product AOX-domain-containing protein. NCBI's taxonomy places the organism in Eukaryota, Fungi, Kickxellomycota, Kickxellomycetes, Kickxellales, Kickxellaceae. The transcript has 4 exons. Gene Ontology annotation, biological process: alternative respiration. Gene Ontology annotation, cellular component: mitochondrion. Gene Ontology annotation, molecular function: alternative oxidase activity. The coding region runs from base 264 to 1370 and encodes 368 amino acids. The record is from RefSeq and is a predicted model, not a curated record.
ACAGCUAUGGCUAGACUCGCCCGAUGCCAUGCUGUUCAUUGACAAGUCAACCGAUACAUAUGCCGUAGCCUACUUGAUAAAUGGCAUAUACGCAAAUGCUGGCGUCGGUGGCCACUAUUGGAAAUGGAUAUCAGUAUACAUAGUCAGACUGCCUGAGCACAUAUAUAGCCUCUUAUUCCCCCAUACCUUAUUCUUGGCCCACCAGUCACUACCAACUACACCCAUUUCAAGUUUCAUUAGCGCCAAUAAACACCUUGCUGGAAAUGAAGCUUUCUGCUGCCACUACCUCUUUCUUGGUUCUCGCCGCCUCUGUGCUCGCACUUGACGACAAGGUCAAGUCUGCUCUCACCCAGUUCGGAGGAAUUUACCAUCCGGACACGCACGAAACCAGCACCAUGAUCUCCGAGUUGUCGCAAUACAGCGCGACUGCAGGCCUGACAGACAUCAAGGCGAAGAUGGACAAGAAGCAGUAUGCCGCAGCCGGUGCUGCCCUCCAGCAGCAUGUGGCGUCGAUUAAGAGCGACCCACUGGUGCAGACCGGCAAGCUACGUGAUAGCUACACCAUGCUGAACCAGUGCGUGACACAGUUCAAGAGGCCUAUUGCCAAUAUCAUCAAGCGCGACCAGCAGGCCAACCAGCCAGCUCCUCCUCCUUCACCGUCAGACGACCUCGUCAGCAAUAUGCCGCGCGAGCUGCGCAUUCCCAUGCAGCCGCAGCCCAUCCGCGCCGAGACCAUGAGCCAGCAGUGGUCGACCAGCGAUCUGGAGCACCUGGAUGUCGGCAUCAUGAAGCACCGCAAACCGGAAAACCUGGCCGACCGAGCUGCGCACUGGGUAGUCAAGAGCGCACGCAAGCCCACCGACAUCUUCUUCCGCAACAAGUACCUGCACCGCUCGGUCAUGCUCGAGGUCGUCGCUGCUGUGCCUGGCAUGGUUGGUGCCUUGAUUCGCCACAUCAAGUCGCUGCAGGGCAUGCGGCACGACGCCGAGAACGAGCGCAUGCACCUGAUGACAUGGAUGGAGGUCGGCAAGCCUGUGCUCUGGGAGCGCGCCUUGAUUGCCACGGUCCAGACCGGCUUCUUUGCGGCCUUCUCUCUGCUCUACAUGGAGGAGGCCGUCACCUCGUACACGCACUUUAUCAACGAAAUUGAUGCGGGCCGGAUCGAGAACGUGCAGGCACCCGAGAUCGCCAUUGCGUACUGGAACCUGAGGCCCGAUGCCAGGCUGCGCGAUGUGGUCCUGGCUGUGCGCGCUGAUGAGGCCCUGCACAGAGACACGAACCACCACUUCAGCGACCGCAUCCUUGCCAAGCGCGAGAGCCUGUUUGACGACCUGGAAAAGAACGGCGAUCAGCCGCCUAUUCGCUACUAGAUCCUGUGUGUCGGAAAUGUCGUAUUCUUCAAUAGUUUUUAUACACGAAUGGAAAGCCACAUGUGCCCU